CCAUAAUGAAUACAUUUUUCACUUCUAGAAGAUCUAUUUAAGCUGGUGACUUUGGAUUUUACUAAACAUGGGCCAAUUACAUGGUGUCUCUUUAGGAAAAGUCAUCCUUCUAGUUAUUUGCUGCUUUAAAAUAUCAUAUGGUGUGCUCCUGGCUUCUCAGGCGAGUACUGUCAGUACAAGGACCUUGUAUCUGUGUAUCUGUGGGAUAUUGUCUGAAUGGAGGAGAAUGCAUUGUGAAUGUGGACAGUGUACCUGGGAGCCCCAGAUGUGUGUGCCCUAUGGGUUUCACAGGCCAGCGCUGCGAGACGAAUUAUGUGCCCUGCUUUCCAUCCCCCUGCCUCAAUGGUGGAACCUGCCGGCAAAUAACAGACACAACUUAUAUAUGCCACUGCCUGCCAGGUCUUGGAGGAGCAAAAAGUGAGGUGAAUAUUGAUAAUUGUCAUAAUCACCGCUGUCAGAAUGGAGCCAUGUGCAUAAAUGGAGUGAACACUUACAGCUGCCAGUGUCCACCUGUAUGGACUGGUCAGUUUUGUACGGAUGUGGAUGAAUGCAGGCUGCAGCCUAAUGCCUGUCUGAAUGGAGGCACGUGCAGUAACACACGCAACGGCUACAACUGUGUAUGUGUGAAUGGCUGGAGCGGCCCUGACUGCUCUGAAAACAUUGAUGACUGCGCAGCUGAGCCCUGCACCGCCGGCUCCACUUGCAUCGACCGCCUGGCUUCUUUCGUUUGCAGCUGUCCUCCCGGCAAGACUGGUUUGCUGUGUCACAUUGAUGAUGCCUGCACCAGUAACCCGUGUAAGAUGGGAGCUCAAUGUGACACGAACCCUGUCAAUGGCAAGUUCAACUGUAACUGCCCCUCAGGGUACAAGGGCAGAACAUGUGCCGAGGAUAUAGACGAGUGUGUCAUCGGGCCAAACCCAUGUGAGCAUGGCGGCUCGUGUAAGAACACGGAGGGCUCAUUCAUCUGUAACUGCGCUCCGGGUUAUACCGGUCCACACUGUCAGACAUCAAUAAAUGGGAUUCUGACUCCUGACUCUUGAACCUUAUAGGUGAUUUCACGUGCUCCUGUAUGCCAGUUUGACGGUUUUGGUGUAAAGAUAAUGCUGCAGCCACUCCUCCAAGAAAUACUUUACAGGUCUGAGGAUCCUCAAAUGCAUCAGAAGAGUAACAAAACAUUUGUAUUUUUAUUUAAAUCAAUUAAUUUAUCCAAUCAAUGUACCAAUCAUAUAUAAUAAUUUCAUUGAUUUAUUCAUUGAUUAGUACUUAUAUUAUAUCAUAAUACUUUAUUUAGUUUAAUAAACUCUGCUCCAUUUUUAUUAUCAUUACUGCUUCUUGUCUGGGUUUUGAUUUUAAUAGACUGAUUUCCUAGAGGAAGACUAGAGCUACUUCAGGACUAAAUUGGGGCUUAAAUUAAACCUACCAGGGGGCAGGUUUAACUUCAGAUUAAUAUUGUGUCUCCAGUCCUUAUGCAUUAAAAUUAUUGGCACCCUUUGUAUAUAUGAACAAAGAAGCCUGUGGAAAAUAAUCUGCACUGUUAAUUACUUUGAUCUUUUAUUUAAAAAAAAAAAAAGUAAAACCUAAACUAAAAUGUAAAAUGGAAAGGAAGGGAGAUCUCAUUAUAAAAUAAAUGUUUUUCCUUUAACAUAUUGGCCACAAUGAAUGGUAUCCUUUUAUACAAUACUUUUUGCAACCUUUCUUGCCAGUUUAACAGCUGAGUUUUCUCUUUAUAAUACCUAAAGAGUUUGGCUAACACCAAAAUAUAUAAGAGACUAUUUUUCUAUCUAGUAUCUCUCCAGACCCUUCAGAUUCCUAGCUUCAUGUUAAUAUUCUCACCUCUUCAGAUUUCUAGGGUUCAGGUCAGGGAACUGUGAUGGCAGAACCUUAGUUUUGAGCUCAGCAGCCCAUUUUUGUGUUGAUUUUGAUGGUUCUUUUAAUUAUUGUUCACAGAAAAGACUUGCUGUUAACAGGUUUUGGUUAUUAAACAAUUUGAUCCCACUUUAUAUUAGGUGUAGUUAGUACAGUAAAUAUAAGUACCAUGUAAAAACAUGUAUGCACACGAUUAGUUGCAUUGUACCAAAUUGUUCAUUUAAGUAGAUAGUAGUCAAGGCCACCUGAUAUAAAGUGGGACCAACAAUUUUGCUAGAUGUCUUGUUACAAGACAGCAUGGAGACAUGAUCUAACAUACUCAGAUGAAGUGGAAAGUGCAGUAACUUCUUUAAUUACGCUGACAAUAAAUAGCCUAAAAGUGUGUACAGGAGACCUAUGGUAAAUUAAAUUUACCAUCUUAUGCUUUAAAACAUUUUAAACAUUCAUUAAAACUUUGAAACAUUCUAUUGGUGUGUGUCGAAGGCAAAAAUAUAUUUAUUUCUUAAGCAUCUUUGACACAACAGUGAAGAAAACAAUAUUCAGAAGUGAUCGUCUCUAGUAUACCCUAACCACUCAGGAGGCUUUCCCUUCACAAGGACAGUCUGGGAUAGUGAAUGGCUCAAAAGAAAGGGAUCACCACAAACAUUCAGAAACAUUCCCUUCAUUCAAUAUGGUUGCCACGAUCUAAGGACUAAGACUAAUCAAACCUACAUUGUCUUCUGUUCAAAUAUUUUGAAGGUAUAAUGUAUAUACAGUGUAAUCAUAUAUGGUAUAUCAAACUACCAAAGUGUUUCAGAGUGUUUAAAAAAAAUGAAAGUAAUUAAAAUGGAUUUUAAUUAAAGCGUAAAGGAUUGUUCAAAUAUAGGACUUUCUAGCCAUCUAGUGGUUGUACUGUGGUAUUGCAGUUUGUUUAUUUCAAUCACAUACUGCAUUAACUAUUUAUAUAUUUGUUAUUCUUUUUUCACCAAGCAUACAGUACAAAUUAUUAUUAUUAUUAUUAUUAUCAUCAUUAUUAUUUUGGUUUCCAUUCUGUUUUUGCAGUUUCCACUAAUAUACGUAAGUGUUUUGUUUUGUUUUUUUCCCUUUGGACUGUUCUCACUAGUCAUAGCUAAAGAGGUGUAACCAAGCUGGCUUUUUGGCUUUUCAUCGCCUAAAAGCAGGUCAGCCUUUUAUGUAAUUUCACAUGAAUGUUCUUUCUAGUUAACUUAGUUGGAAAGCAUGAACUGAUAAGCUAGGAAUUUCUAAGAGAACAUUCCUAACUAAAGGUUACCUAAAUGUCACGUAGUACGCUCACUCAGUAAUCCUUAGGUCAUGUUUGCUAGAUUCUUCUGACAAAAAUGGCCUGCAAAAUGCAAUAGUUUUCGCUGUUUACGUCAUUUUAAAGUUCCCAGUAAUGCGGUACUUAAAGGAUUUAUUUUAGUAGUUUUAACUUAGUAUCACGCGAUGUUGGUGACCCGCCCAAAUAAGCGUUUCAGGACCCGGCUGUUUCA
Messenger RNA from Puntigrus tetrazona (Sumatra barb), 3356 nucleotides. RefSeq names its product neurogenic locus notch homolog protein 2. Gene Ontology annotation, molecular function: calcium ion binding. The record is from RefSeq and is a predicted model, not a curated record. NCBI's taxonomy places the organism in Eukaryota, Metazoa, Chordata, Actinopteri, Cypriniformes, Cyprinidae. Gene Ontology annotation, cellular component: protein-containing complex; plasma membrane. Gene Ontology annotation, biological process: establishment or maintenance of epithelial cell apical/basal polarity; heterophilic cell-cell adhesion.